This is a messenger RNA of Auanema sp. JU1783, 684 nucleotides long. The record is from the annotation of a GenBank genome assembly. Lineage: Eukaryota; Metazoa; Nematoda; Chromadorea; Rhabditida; Rhabditidae.
AUGCCUCACGCAAUAUCAAACUUCUCUGUGCCGUUGUCGGAACUCGUGCAACCGAAAUCAAUUGACAGAAGAACUUCCACCGAUACUUUCCGAUCUUUGUGUUUUAAAGCAGGUGUGUUCGAAGGAAAGAGGGGUUCAGCUUAUGUUGAGUUCGGAAACACCAAAGUUUUGUCUCAAGUACAUGGUCCUCGAGAGUAUGCGGAUGGUGAUUAUCAUAGCUGCAGCGUGAAAGUUGCUAUUAAAGGCUACACAGACGAAAAAAUUAGAGCCCAGAUCCAAAGUGCAAUGUCAGGAUGUAUACAAUUAAAUAAAUAUGCUAAAAGUGAAAUAGAAAUAGAGGUUUCUGUCAUAACAGCAGAGCAAGGUGUUCUUCAAGCUGCUCUAGUUUCAUCUUGUUUGGCUUUGGUGCAUUCCGGAAUUGAAUUAUGGGAUGUUGUCGUAGCAGCUCACGUGGCCAUUACUGAAAGUGGAGAUUUCAUCCUUGACCCUUCAGUUAUGCCUGAGAACUGUAUGGGAUCAGUGACGGUAGGGGUAAUGCCCCAACGAGACCAGAUGGUUUGCACUGAUAUUCGUGGUGCUCUUACUUCACGCCUAGUCAAUGAGGUUAUACGCUAUGCUGCGAAUAAAGCUAAUUCACUACAUAGCCUUGUAAAAACAACACUUGCGGCCAGUUUGGAAACGUAA